GUCUAUGAUAUAAGGGGUGGUCCAGUCUGUGGUUGGAGGGCGUUUUGCGUUAAGAUCUGUCAAUGUGCUGUCAAUUGAUCGUUUUUUAAACUUUCUAACUGUUUACAACAGCCAAGAUAUCGCAAAGUAAAAUAUUGGUGUGAAUUAAAAUACUUACAUUAGGCUUUAAUAAAAUACAAAAUUCAAAAUGACAGAUUCAAAAUAUUUCACCACUACAAAGAAAGGAGAAAUAUUUGAACUUAAAUCUGAAUUAAAUAAUGACAAAAAGGAAAAGAAGAAGGAAGCUGUAAAAAAAGUAAUUGCUUCCAUGACUGUGGGCAAAGAUGUAUCUGCACUUUUCCCCGAUGUUGUCAACUGUAUGCAGACAGACAAUUUAGAGCUUAAAAAAUUGGUGUAUUUGUAUCUGAUGAAUUAUGCCAAGAGUCAACCAGAUAUGGCCAUCAUGGCUGUCAACACAUUUGUUAAGGAGCUAGCGACAUCUCCGAUGACAAAGGAUUGCGAGGACCCAAAUCCGCUGAUUCGAGCAUUAGCAGUUCGCACAAUGGGUUGUAUACGCGUGGACAAGAUUACUGAAUACCUCUGUGAACCAUUACGAAAAUGUCUGAAGGAUGAGGAUCCGUAUGUCCGUAAGACGGCAGCUGUUUGCGUGGCCAAGCUUUAUGAUAUUAAUGCAGCAUUAGUCGAGGACCAAGGGUUUUUAGAUCAGUUGAAAGACCUUUUAUCAGACAGUAAUCCUAUGGUUGUUGCAAAUGCAGUAGCUGCUUUGUCUGAAAUUAAUGAAGCAAGUCCAAGCGGACAGCCUUUAGUUGAAAUGAAUGCGCAAACCAUUAACAAAUUAUUAACUGCUCUCAAUGAAUGUACAGAGUGGGGUCAAGUUUUCAUUUUAGAUUCAUUGGCGAAUUAUUCGCCUAAAGACGACCGUGAAGCACAGAGUAUCUGUGAACGUAUCACUCCACGUUUAGCUCAUGCUAACGCUGCUGUUGUUCUAUCUGCUGUUAAGGUACUGAUGAAAUUAAUGGAAAUGUUGCAAUCAGAAUCCGAUUUUGUUGGCACAUUAACAAAGAAAUUAGCACCACCGCUUGUAACGUUACUCAGCUCUGAGCCCGAAGUACAGUACGUAGCAUUGCGAAAUAUAAAUCUAAUUGUUCAAAAACGCCCGGAUAUUUUAAAACACGAGAUGAAAGUAUUUUUUGUUAAGUACAACGAUCCAAUUUAUGUGAAACUCGAGAAAUUGGACAUUAUGAUUCGUUUGGCAUCUCAAGCUAAUAUUGCCCAGGUUUUGUCUGAAUUAAAAGAAUAUGCUACAGAAGUUGAUGUAGAUUUUGUACGGAAAGCUGUGAGAGCUAUUGGUCGUUGUGCCAUCAAAGUUGAACCUUCAGCCGAACGCUGUGUUUCAACCCUUCUAGACCUUAUACAAACAAAGGUUAAUUACGUUGUUCAAGAAGCAAUCGUCGUUAUAAAAGACAUUUUUCGAAAAUAUCCAAAUAAAUACGAAAGUAUUAUUUCAACCCUUUGCGAAAAUUUGGAUACACUCGACGAACCAGAAGCACGUGCGUCAAUGAUAUGGAUUAUUGGAGAAUAUGCUGAACGUAUCGACAAUGCAGAUGAACUUCUUGAAAGUUUCUUAGAGGGAUUCCACGAUGAAAAUACUCAAGUCCAGUUACAGUUACUUACGGCAAUUGUUAAACUAUUCCUUAAACGACCUACAGAUACUCAAGAAUUAGUUCAACAAGUGCUUAGUUUAGCGACUCAAGAUUCCGAUAAUCCUGAUUUAAGAGACAGAGGAUUUAUUUACUGGCGAUUACUUAGCACUGAUCCAGCAGCUGCUAAAGAAGUUGUACUUGCUGAGAAACCUCUUAUUUCAGAAGAAACAGACUUGUUAGAACCAACAUUGUUAGAUGAAUUGAUAUGUCAUAUUUCAAGUUUGGCAUCGGUAUAUCAUAAACCACCUACCGCUUUCGUUGAAGGUAGAGCAGCGGGUGCUAGAAAAUCAUUGCCUGCCAGAAGUAAUUCGAACGAGGAUUCAGCUCAACAUGCAGCACAACCUCAUGCUCAAGUUAUUCCUGCUCAAGAUUCAUUGAUAGGCGAUCUUCUUAGUAUGGAUAUUGGAGGUCCAGCUAUGGUUACCCCAGCGCCAACUCCUCAGGCAGGAUUAGGUUUGGAUUUACUAGGGGGUGUUUUAGACGGAGUUUUGGGAGGAACUGAUACUGGAAGUAAUGCACCUGUUGUGUCACAAAGUACUACUGGACUUCUUGGUGAUAUAUUUGGUUUUAAUCAAGGACCUACCGCUUAUAUACCACCAAAGGUUAAUUGGUUACCUGCCGAAAAAGGUAAAGGAUUUGAUAUAUGGGGAACAUUUUCACGCAAAAAUGGACAGAUUAGCAUGGAUAUGACAUUUACAAAUAAAGCAAUGCAACCUAUGGGAGGUUUUGCUAUACAAUUAAAUAAGAAUAGUUUUGGUUUAACACCAGCUGCUCCAUUACAAGUACCAACUCCAUUGAAUCCUGGUGCUAGUGUAGAAGCUAAUGUAAUCUUAUCUACUGCUGGUGCAGUACAACGCAUGGAACCUUUAAAUAAUCUUCAAGUUGCAAUAAAAAAUAAUAUUGAUGUAUUUUAUUUUGCUUGUAUUGUUCCAAUGAAUGUAUACUUUGCUGAAGAUGGGCAAUUAGAUAAGAGAGUAUUCCUUAGUACAUGGAAAGAAAUACCUGCUCAAAACGAGGUACAGUACACGUUAAAAGGAGUAUUGUUGACUGCAGAUCAAGUUGUACAAAAAAUGCAGCAAAAUAAUGUAUUCACAAUUGCUAAAAGAAACGUAGAAGGACAAGAUAUGUUGUAUCAAUCUCUUAAAUUAACAAAUGGCGUUUGGGUAUUAAAUGAAUUAAAAAUUCAACCUGGAAAUCCUGAUGUCACGUUAUCUCUGAAGUCACGUUCUGUGGAAGUUGCACCUGGUAUAUUCCAAGCUUACAAUGCAAUUCUACAUUCUUAAACAAUUAUUCAACAUUGGAAUUGUGUAAUAUUAUAUUUUAUGACUAUGAUCUAUUUGUUUAAAUAAGUUAUUUAUGUACUCUGCAUAUAACUUAUCUAAUCAAAAAUUACUGCAAACAUUUGUUUAUAUUUUGUUAUGAACUUAUGGUAAAUUUAAUAUACUGUUAAAUUGAUCAUGAAGUAGAUGUAAAUCAAAAUAAAGAUAUACUAAGGAUCUA
Molecule: messenger RNA, 3203 nt
Organism: Osmia lignaria (orchard mason bee)
Lineage: Eukaryota; Metazoa; Arthropoda; Insecta; Hymenoptera; Megachilidae
Source: RefSeq, a predicted model, not a curated record